Molecule: messenger RNA, 1086 nt
Organism: Diatraea saccharalis (sugarcane borer)
Lineage: Eukaryota; Metazoa; Arthropoda; Insecta; Lepidoptera; Crambidae
Source: the annotation of a GenBank genome assembly
AUGAAUCCUGCAAAAAAACAAAACUGGAAAUGCAGUAUUUGUGUUAAUGCCAAUAAAAAAAUCACUGUCAAUCCGGCUGAACAGAAUAAUAUUAUUACACGAAAAAAAAGUAAAAAUUUACAACAGAAUCAUAAUGCUACAGAAAAAUCACCUGGUUUUGAGAUUAUCACCACGCCACUAUCGGUUACACCUCAUGAGAUAAGUAACAGUUACAAACUUACUACUAGCACUAGUAACAUUAUUGCUUCACCAACCUCUACGCCUAUUAAUAUUCAUCAAAUGAGCAAAACUAGUAGUCCCAUUGAGAGUGAUUUAUCCGAAGACUCGUUCAAAAUUACAGAGAGGCUAUCAAGGAGUUUCGAACAUACAUUACCCAAUGAUAAGUCGAUAGAAAAUGAACUUCAAGAGAAAAUAAGAUCCUUACAAACGGAGCUGAGUACUACACAAACUGAAUUGGAAAAUACUAUCAUAGAGAAUAAUGAACUUAAAAGAUCAAUUGCUAAAAUGACUAAAGACAUACAAACAUUAAAAAACUUAUGUAAAUCACCGAAAAUAGAUUAUCCACAUACAAGCAAAAAGAGACAAUUAUUAUCGCAAAACUUUUUCACCCCCCCAAGAUCAUCUGCAACAAAGGAAGCUAAUAUGGAAUAUUCAUCUUUUCUAAGAAAAAUUUCCGAUUUGGAACAAGCACUACAGAAAUCGAACAAUGAAAUUGAGUGUUUAAAAAACUUAAUUCAAAAAUUACAGAAUGGAACUAUAGAAGAAAAUAUAAAUCAACAACAAUCUUUGUCUGCAGUAGCAUGCAGCAGCCAAAAAGGUCAGCAUAAAAUCAUAGAUGGCGGCACAUGCAAGAAGUCACGUCAGCCAUACCAAUGUGACAGACAUAUGAAACAAUGUAGUGUAAACAAAUCUUGUAUAAUAUCAUGUGAAAAUAAACCUCAAAUUCAUAUAUUUGGAGAUGAACAAGUUGUGCCUAAGACAGCUUUACUUAUAACAGCCAGUCAGAUUCAGGUGUUGAAACUACCAAGUUCUCAACUGGGUCACGCCAGUUACUAUUGUCUUCUUACAGUUUCAACUUUACUUUAA